Molecule: messenger RNA, 2129 nt
Organism: Ruditapes philippinarum (Manila clam)
Lineage: Eukaryota; Metazoa; Mollusca; Bivalvia; Venerida; Veneridae
Product: heat shock 70 kDa protein 12A-like
Exons: 5
Coding region: 225-1979 (584 amino acids)
Molecular function (GO): ATP-dependent protein folding chaperone; ATP binding
Source: RefSeq, a predicted model, not a curated record
GUUGCUAUUUACAAAGUGAUACAUGGUAGUUAUAAUAACAUGUAGAUUUUGAAACCUCUUUUUGAUCGGUAAAUCUUAUUUACAAAUUCUAGCUGAUUGAGGGAUUUCUGACAUUUUAGGAUUAAAUGUAAUAUUGGCUGUGCACUAAGAUAUCAUAAGGUAAAUUCAUGGAAAAUGAAUAUGACAAUUAUCUUCCUGGUUGAUUGAAAGAGAAAGUGCAAAUAAUGUCAUUUGACAUGGCUGCAAGGGACUUGCUCGUCGGGGCAAUAGAUUUUGGUACAACUUAUUCUGGCUGGGCUUUCUCAUUCCUGCAUGAUUUUCAAACGGAUCCUAUUAAAGCGUCUGUCAAGCAAUGGCACUCAGGAUCUGGAACUCUAGUAACAGAAAAAGCACCCACAUGCUUGUUGAUAAAGUCAGAUGGAAAGACUCUUGAAGCUUUUGGAUAUGAUGCUGAAAACCAAUACAGGGAACUUGCAGACAAUGAAAUGCACGAAGAGUAUUAUUACUUCAGAAGAUUUAAAAUGGCACUUAAUAAAAAGCUUGGUGAGAAACUGGACCGUGGCAUGACAAUAGAAGAUGAGAUGGGAAAGUCGAUGGUUGCCUUAAACGUUUUUGCCAUGGCAAUCGAAUAUCUAGUAGGGGAUAUGAUGAAGAGUGUAAAAGAUAAACUAACAUCCGCUGUUGAGAAAGAUGAAGUCCACUGGGUACUAACUGUCCCAGCAAUAUGGACAGAUGCUGCCAAGCAAUUUAUGAGAGAGGCCGCGGUGCAGGCUGGACUUGCAACAAACAAAUUGACGAUUGCACUUGAACCAGAAGCAGCAUCGAUAUUCUGCCGCCACUUGUCGGUUCACACAACCAUUUCUGGUGGAAACACUUCAAUAGCGAAGAUGCCUGUUGGUACUAGAUACAUGGUUCUCGAUGCAGGAGGUGGAACAAUAGACAUAACGGUACACGAGGUUGUCAGUGAGAACAGCGUUAAAGAGAUCGAAUCAGCAAGUGGUGGUGGGUGGGGAGGUAUCCUUGUUGACAAAGCUUUCGAAAACCUGCUUAUUGAUCUGGCUGGGCCAGAGGUUUAUAAUACCUUUAAACGAACGGAAACGGAAGACUGGCUUGACAUUUGGCGUGAUUUUGAAGUAAAAAAACGAUUAGUUGCACCCAAUAAAACUGCUCGUAUUAAUAUGAAAUUCCCACUAUCGUUCGGACGCACCUAUGAAAGAUGCACUAAAGGGAAACUGCUUGAUGCUAUUGAAGCUUCAAAAUACGCCGAUGACAUUCAGUUUGGUGAAGACAAAAUCAGAUUUUCUGCCAGUCUGUUCAAGAGUCUUUUCGAAUGUUCCAUUAACAAAGUCAUUAGCCAUGUGUCAACUUUACUUCGAGAUGAAAACGUAAGCAAGAUAAAAACAAUAUUGAUGGUAGGCGGUUAUUCAGAGUCUACCUUGCUUCAACACUCAAUAAGGAGCGAGUUCUCCGACAUAAAUGUUGUGAUACCAAUUGGUGCAUCAUCUACCAUUCUUAGAGGAGCUUUAGUGUAUGGACAUAGUCCGGUAUCCAUACGGGAAAGAGUGUUGAAGUACACAUAUGGUGUUGAAACAACUGACCCAUUCAUAGAAGGGACUGACCCCGAACAUUUAAAGGUAAAAACAGCAACUGGUGUACGAUGUAGAGUUUUCAGCAAACAUGUUGAAAAAGGACAAGUCGUCAAAUGUAAUGAACCGCAAGUUGAAAAGCCUUAUGUAACACAACACAAAUUCCAAAGUAACGUAGCUUUUGACAUUUUUGCCACAGAACAAUGUAACCCAAAAUAUACGACUGAAUGUUCGCUUAUUGGAAACUUGAAAUUUCAUCUUCCGGACCCAGAGGAGCAGCCUGGAAGAGAAAUCAUCGUGUCAAUGACGUUAAGUGGUACUGAGAUUAUCGUAAAAGCAGUGGAUAAGAAAACAGGCAAGGACACGAGCGUUUUUAUCAACUUCCUUGGAUAAAUUCAAUGCGGAUCUGCAUGUUGUAAUGAGAUGUACCGUGUGUAAUACUUUAAGAGAAUUAAUUCUUUUUUCUGCUUAAUGUGACAAAAAAAAUUACAAAGAAGUAAGCGAAUAUCAAUUUUAGAAAUAAGGAAAAUUUGUUGGUAAUUU